AUGCUGUACAAUAUCGAGAAAAUUCUCUCUCACCAUUCUGGACAUGUAAUUUUCGAGCGCGUCCUCCCCUUCCUCUCGGAUUUCGAAUUGUUGGAGCUAGAAAAAGAGCUUGGAGAAAGAGAAGAUCUUCUGGAAGGACUCAAUGCGGCGUUACCCUCGAUAGUUUGGCGGCUCAGAGCGAAAAGAGACCCAAAAGAGCUGAGGGUCACAAAUGAUUUCAAGAACUACUGCGCCGCAGUGCGAGAAAACUUGGAACAACGGGCCCUGACUUGGAAUGACAUUGAUUUCAAUUGA
Oikopleura dioica is the source of this 294-nucleotide messenger RNA. NCBI's taxonomy places the organism in Eukaryota, Metazoa, Chordata, Appendicularia, Copelata, Oikopleuridae. The record is from the annotation of a GenBank genome assembly.